Molecule: messenger RNA, 1947 nt
Organism: Hirsutella rhossiliensis
Lineage: Eukaryota; Fungi; Ascomycota; Sordariomycetes; Hypocreales; Ophiocordycipitaceae
Product: DHHC palmitoyltransferase domain-containing protein
Exons: 3
Coding region: 1-1947 (648 amino acids)
Biological process (GO): protein targeting to membrane; peptidyl-L-cysteine S-palmitoylation
Cellular component (GO): endoplasmic reticulum; Golgi apparatus
Molecular function (GO): protein-cysteine S-palmitoyltransferase activity
Source: RefSeq, a predicted model, not a curated record
AUGGAGAUUCCAGAUUCUGACGACCGUCCCACGCCCUCCGGCGGCUUCCCCUAUCCUGGUCGGCUUCCUCGUCCUGAUAGUGUUGUUUCGUCCCGCAUGACGGACCUGGGGAGCGACGACGGCAGCGACGCGAGGCAGCAACGCCGGCCCGGCACGAGCCAGCCGAGGGGAACAGAUUCCAGACGCCAGAGCAACACGCUUGGCUUGCCCAGCAAGAGGGGUAGCAUCGCCAGCGUGAGCAACGCUUCCGCCGGGCGGGCACCGAGCUUGACCAACAAGACUCACGUCCCAUCCAUCACGUCGAAUGCCUUUUACCGACCCAUGAGCUCGCAGAAGCUGCAAGCCCAGCGAGGCGGCACACCGAGGCCACCAACUUCGACCCAGUCGUCGCAAGCGCAGCAACACAUCAACGAUCUCGAUGACGCCGCAACGGACCUGGGCGGCAGCGUCAUCGACGAGAAUGCGGCCGCGCACAAUACCACUCCACGGCGCCAGCGUCGCACGAGCGGCGACAACAACAUGCGAGUGCCGUUUCGGGGUGUGGGCAUGGCCGAGCAGGAGAACUUUGAUCGCAUCACGGCCAACACGAGCCCCUCCCACGGCCACAAUGCCAACGGCAGUCAGUCGGAUAGCGAUCGGCCACUGCGGCAAACGUCAAAUGCGCGCACUCGCCCGACCAUCGAUGUGGACAAGUCCUUCAAGGAUCUUGGAAGCCUGCCGAGCCCCAUCAAGUCGUCGCGCUCCUUCCGAUCAAGCUUUCUCCUGCCCAGUAGGAGCGACCCAGGACGGGCUAGUCAGAAUCGAAGCACAGAGGGCGCGGAAAAGCUGACGUCCAACAACUCGUCUCCUCGCCUGCGCCCCGUCGACUCUCCCUCUCAACCGAGACCGCGGCCUUUCCAGCCUCCGAGCCAGAGCAAGAGCCAGGGGCGCGUCUACCAGUACUUUGAUGGAAACACAAUCUUCUGUCUCGGCGGCCGGUGGCAAAACACAAAACACAGGCCAAUCAACGUCGCCACAGGUCUCUUCGUCGUCAUCCCAUGUGUGCUCUUUUUCAUCUUUGAAGCCCCAUGGCUUUGGCGCAACAUUUCGCCCGCGAUUCCCAUCACCUUUGCCUACCUCACGUAUAUAUGCGUCUCAUCCUUCAUCCACGCCUCCGUCUCGGACCCCGGGAUCUUGCCUCGCAAUCUCCACCGGUUCCCCCCCGUAUACGACCAUGAUGACCCCUUGCGCGUCGGUCCUCCCACCAACGACUGGACGCUGAUAAAAUCGGCCGAGGGCAGCGCCGCAGCCAUGGAAGUCCCCGUCAAGCACUGCCGGACUUGCAACAUCUGGCGGCCGCCCCGCGCUCACCACUGCCGCCUCUGCGACAACUGCAUCGAGACGCACGACCAUCACUGCGUCUGGCUCAACAACUGUGUUGGGAAGCGCAACUACCGCUACUUCUUCACGUUUGUCACCUCUGCGACCUUUUUGGCCGCAUAUCUCGUCGCCACCAGUCUUGUCCAGGUGCUUGUCCACAUGGGGCGGGAGCAAAUCCCCUUUGCGGAAGCCAUUGACCAAUUCCGUGUUCCCUUUGCCCUCGCCAUCAUGGGCUUCAUCGAGUUUCUGUAUCCCGCCGCCUUGAUGGGGUAUCACCUGUUCUUGAUGGCGCGGGGGGAGACGACGCGGGAGUACAUGAACUCGCACAAGUUUGCCAAGAAGGAGCGGUACCGGGCGUUCAGCCAAGGGAGCAUCGCGAGAAACCUCAUGGCCGUGCUCUGUCGCCCGCGGCUGCCGACGUACUACCGCUUCAAGACCAAGUACCAGCAGGGCGACCAGCGACUCGGGGUUCGCCGGAGCCACCGCGCGCGGAAGAACUCGCAGGGGCUCGAGAUGGACUCGGUCCAGCCCGGAUCGUCACGGGGGUUCCAGGGGCCGGUGGCGCUGCGAGAGCAGACUCAGGGAUGA